Molecule: messenger RNA, 1868 nt
Organism: Homalodisca vitripennis (glassy-winged sharpshooter)
Lineage: Eukaryota; Metazoa; Arthropoda; Insecta; Hemiptera; Cicadellidae
Gene: Idh3g
Product: isocitrate dehydrogenase [NAD] subunit gamma, mitochondrial
Exons: 10
Coding region: 147-1340 (397 amino acids)
Biological process (GO): isocitrate metabolic process; tricarboxylic acid cycle
Cellular component (GO): mitochondrion
Source: RefSeq, a predicted model, not a curated record
UUCUAAAUCGUUAGUUGAGGAAGGAAAACAAGCUAACUGGUUGACUGGUUUCACGUUUUGUCAUUUGGUUUUCACGUCCCGUAGUGCAGGAUAUUGGCGUUAUUCCAGUAAAUUUUCUUUACUUGCAGUAUUGUAAUUUUGUGAUUAUGGCUAGUAGAAUUUAUUCAAGAUUGUCCAGUUUGCCGUCGCUUUCUAACAAGAAGAUUUUCGACACGAGCAUUCAAUCAGUACGAAAUGCAGCAACAAUGUCAGCUUUUGACCUCCAGCACAAGACUCCUGUGCAGAGAAAAGUUAUUGCCAUUCCUAAGGCACAGUAUGGGGGACGACAUACUGUCACCAUGUUACCAGGGGGUGGAAUCGGCCCGGAACUCAUGAAUUACGUCAAAGAAAUUUUCAGGGUCGGAGGAGUGCCUGUAGACUUUGAGUUGGUUCAAAUUGACCCUAAGAGCGACAGUAAUGAAGAUUUGGAGUAUGCGAUCACUUCAAUCAGACGGAACGGUGUGGCUUUAAAAGGCAAUAUCGAGACGGGGAGCUUGGACACGACUGUGAUCAGCCGUAACGUGGCUCUGAGGAACGAACUGGACCUUUACGUCAAUGUUCUCACGUGCAAGUCUUACCCUGGCAUCGUGGCGCGCCAGAAGGAUAUCAACAUCUGCAUCGUACGCCAGAACACAGAGGGCGAGUACGCCAUGUUGGAGCAUGAGAGUGUUCAUGGAGUUGUGGAAAGCAUGAAGAUCGUUACCCAGGAAAAUUCAGAAAGAGUUGCUCGGUUUGCUUUUGAGUAUGCCAGAAGAAAUGGACGCAGGAAGGUCACCAUAGUGCACAAAGCAAAUAUCAUGAAGCUGUCAGAUGGUCUGUUCCUGGAGAUCGCUCGGAAUGUUGGGAAGGAGUACCCUGACAUUCAGACCAACGACAUGAUCAUUGAUAACUGCUGCAUGCAAUUGGUAUCCAAUCCUCACCAGUUUGACGUGAUGAUCAUGACCAACCUGUACGGCACUAUCGUGUCCAACGUUAUCUGUGGGCUGGUCGGCGGUGCUGGCCUGCUCUCGGGCAGGAACUACGGCGACCACUAUGCAAUUUUUGAGCCAGGAACUAGGAAUACCGGCACAGCGAUUGCAGGCAAGAAUAUUGCAAAUCCCAUUGCGAUGUUGAAUGCUGCCGUGGAUAUGCUGGAACACUUGGGACAUCAGACACACGCAGAUCUUCUGUCAGGGGCCAUCAACCAGACAGUGAAUGUAGAUAAGAUCCACACACCAGAUCUGGGAGGCUCUGCGAGUAGCACGGAUGUUGUACAAAACAUCAUCAAAAUUAUUUUAGAAUCAACAAAAACCAUGAAAUGAUGUGUUGCUGCCACCAAUGCGCACAUUACUCCGUCCGAGGACUCCUAAAUCGGUUGUUGUUUUAUUUUGAUCUUGCUUCUAAUUUAAGUUCUCUUCCAGAUAUUCAUUUGAAUUGGUUUAGUUUACCUCUACUUUUACAAAAAUGUCAGUUGUAGUUUGACUUAAUACUCGUAAUUCUUCAGAUGUUAGUAGUGGGUAGUAGUUAAAUACAAAGUAGAUAGAUUGCAAUUAUUAUGUUAAAUAUUGUAUUCUGCUUUAAAAUCGAAUAAAACAGUGUCAUUAAUAUUUGGACCAUGAAGGUGGGAGAAAUGGUGUUAAGGUGAAUUUCUUCUUGUUGCAGGACUAGACAUUAAAGGAAUCAAAAAGCUACGACCCAAAUUUUAAUUUAAUUUAUAGCCCGAAGAAAUAUAAAAACCAAAUAAUUGUGUAUGAUCUUUUAGCAGUAUUACUGUUUUAAUAUUUAAAGUAUUAUUCUGUCUUUUGAUUUAAGUACAAUGAUUUUAUAAUAAAUACUAAAUAGUACGUUAA